Sclerotinia trifoliorum is the source of this 2769-nucleotide messenger RNA. The record is from the annotation of a GenBank genome assembly. NCBI's taxonomy places the organism in Eukaryota, Fungi, Ascomycota, Leotiomycetes, Helotiales, Sclerotiniaceae.
UAGUCAAAGCCCGAUCGAUAGGCAAACAAACUACCUUCACGAUAAGACUUUUGGGAAACCUCUUGGCCACAUCCUUCACCAAGGGCAACGAAUCAGUUCCCGCUCACGGAUUUAAAGACCCCUCACCCUUAUUCCAUUCUCUCUUCUCCACAUCGUUCCGGCCAUCGCAGAUUUGGAAGAACUAAGCUAAUCGCGUACGACUGAUCAGGUUUUCACAACCAUAAUAUUUACUUGACAUGGCUGCGGUGAUUGAUUUUGUGUCAGAUUCAUCGCGCUUUCACCCUCAUACAAUGAUACCCGGCGCAGGGCAUCAUGGAUCUUCAGAGGAUUCACCAUAUCGACAACCUUCCAGGUCCAGAGUCGAACCUCCACUCAGUUCGAAACCCCACCCCACAUCAGUAAAUGAUGGUACCCCUCCUCCAAGCGCAAACACUCAAGCCAAAUACACCGACUCUCACGAUGUAGACCACCGCACAAGAGUGAAGUCUGAGCCUAUUUCUCCUCCUUCGAGUUCUAGCCCAAAUCCAGGUUCAUUUACAAGUCAACAAAACUUUCCACCAUCUUCAGGUCCUCAUGCACGAACUGAACAUUCGCAUACGAUGAGCACGGAUUCUCUUCUUAAAUCUCGAAAUACUUGUGCGGCUUCUGAACGGACUAUUACAAGAUCAGCAAAGUCUCUUGAUGAUGUACAAAAAUAUGAUGGUAACACGAUCAAAGUUCGAGAUUUGGCACAUAUCGAAAGUUUCGCCAGCGAAGAAUUCCUUUCAUUUAGAGGUCAACCUGGAAGUCAGCGUACAGCAGAUGAUCCUGGAUUGAAAUAUGAGAUUAGUGGCAUGCCCAUUACGGAUAUUAUUGAAAUGGUAGCUGGACUUUUGACCAAAAUCACCACCACAAACGAUCGUCAACAUGAAGCCUUGCAAAGAGGCAUUCCAUCUUCCGAGAACACAACCAAUCUUACUGGACUUUCCUCGAGCGUACUGGCAUUCCAUGGAAAGAAUGUGCCGAGUAUUACGAUUUUGAGUUACUUGACUAGAAUACACAAGUACUGUCCAACAACAUACGAGGUGUUCUUGAGCUUGUUGGUCUAUUUUGAUAGGAUGACGGAAAGAGUUAACGCAGCACCAAUAAAUGCCAUGCGACGAGAAUCAAUGGAUCAGGAUAAUUCUCGACCUUCCUCCACUUACUCUGCCGAAGGUUCCGAUUUGGCGGAUACUCCACCAGGAGCUAGAAGCGUUCCUGAACUCAAAUCAGAGUUCGAAAAUGCUCAAUACACCCAUUCACCUGGACCUGAACCUGGAUUGGCUCAGUUCCCUCUCUCUCACUUCUUUGUAGUUGACAGUUUCAAUAUUCAUCGUUUAGUUAUUGCUGGCGUUACUUGUGCAAGCAAAUUCUUCUCGGAUGUAUUUUAUACGAAUUCUAGAUACGCCAAGGUAAGGUUAUUGAAGAGUUACCUUUUUCUUAACGCUGACGUUUCUUUAGGUUGGUGGGUUGCCAUUGAAUGAAUUAAAUCAUUUGGAGCUUCAGUUCUUACUAUUAAACGACUUCCGAUUAUCCGUCCCAGUAGAAGAACUGGAAGCUUAUGGCACAAUGCUUGUGGAUUUUUAUGCUCGAGAGAUCCUUGAUCAAAAGCAAGGAAGUGGUAUGACGGGAGUUGCAUACAAACAAGAGACAUCAUCUUGAGACUUCAACCAUUCCAAUGUUUCUGAAUGUAAGGAAUCACGAUAUGUUUCCUCCUAUGUUAGUGAUUGUCUGUGGUUAGGACAAAUGUUGGUUAUUAGGUCAACUGGAUGAAAACAGUUCUCGAUGAUAAUGAUGGUGAUGAGCUUUCAGCAAUAUAGAUUUUUCUCGCCGUUUAUAUGCGAGGUCAGCGGCUUCUUCUCCCUUUCUAUUUCUCUUAUUUGAGAUGGACUUGGUUUAGAGCAAUCGAUCAUAAAAGAUACCCUUCUUUUUCUUACACUCUCUUAAUAUCACUUUACGAAGAUUACAGAUCUCGAAUUUGGUUUUAUCACGUAGCAUCGUGUUUCAUUUUGAUAAUCUGGUCUUCUUGCAGGCUUAGUCCCGGGAAUGAAUAAAUUAUGUUAGAUUUUGAUUUCUUUCUUUUUUUUCCCUGGAGAGCUGGAAUGGAAUUCAUAGCGGUUCAGUGGUUGAUAUAAGAAGACAGAGCAGACAGGAAGACGAGCAAACAUUGGUUGAGUAGCAUUAAAUUGAUGCACUUUUUGUGAUGUGGAGGGAAAUAUACACAGAUUAGCAAGUGGCUAAUUUGGAGAUGAAUUAAUUAUCAUUCAUCAAGAAUAGCAUGAUUUUGGUGGAAAAAUUAAGUGGAUGGAUACGAUUGAUGGAUGGAGCUAAAUGCUUGAGCUAAAUGCUUGAGUAGAGCAGAAAAUAGCGAAAUCGAUGAUAUGAGAUAUGAUGACAAUACGCUGGAGAUGAAUGGAUGAAUACUUGCUUGCUUGCUUGUAUGCAUGCAUGGGGAUAUGAAUGGGAGUAAGAAUUUUAGAGGUCCGGAAUGAAUGCUUGCUUGCUUGAUAUGGCGUUGUUGAGGGGAGGAGUAAUUGGAUGGGGUAUGAAUGAGCCUGUUUCCGUGUGCUUUUCUAUACAUUGCUUUUGGUAGCUUUCUUUAGCUCUGCUUUUUUUUUCCUUUUGCGAGGGGAUUUUUGUUUGGUUUUUUGUUAGGGUGGCAGAGGUGUAUGUAGGUAGAUUGGAUGAGAUGUGUGGGAAGGGAAGGGGAGGGGAAAGUGAGGGAGGUGAGGAGAUGAGAUAAGAGGUAAG